Molecule: messenger RNA, 3777 nt
Organism: Rotaria sp. Silwood2
Lineage: Eukaryota; Metazoa; Rotifera; Eurotatoria; Philodinida; Philodinidae
Source: the annotation of a GenBank genome assembly
AUGACAUCUUCAUCACCAUAUGCUACCAAUACGGGCAAACUUCAAGUUUUACCUUCACCUACAACACUAUUAUUUGCUCAAUCAAUUAAUAAUAAUGUUACUAUUAAUAAUAUGGGAAAUACAACACAAAAUAUUCGUCAAACAAAUAUACAAAAUGGAACAAUUCUUCAACAACCAAUGACAAAUGGUAUAAUGACAACACCCACAAGUAUUGUUAGAGUUAAUCAACCGCAAACUAUGCAACACCAGACAACAGCUUUAAAUCAAGGUCAAUUUGUACCUCAAACAUUAUGGACAAAUAGUAUACAACAAAUACCUCAUCAUCAAUUUACAUUGCAAAAACAAACUCAACAACAAUCUGGUAUUCAAUAUGCAACUGUUAAAAAUGAACCCAUGUCAAUCAGUGGAAUGCAACCACAGUCAUCUGUAAUACCAACUAAAAUUAUAACACAGCCAGUUCGUCAAACAGUCACAUCACAACAGACCACAACAACAUCGACAACAUAUACAGAAUCUCAAAUAAAUGAUUUUGUAUCAAAAUGUCGAACAUUUUUAACUACAUUACUGCGAUUAGCUGAAAAACAAGCACCAGAAAAAUUACCCAUGGUUCGAUCUUGUAUUCAAGAACUUUUGGAUGGUACGAUUGAUCCUGAAUCAUUUACUCAACGGCUUCAUACACUUUAUAAAUCUCAGCCACAUAUAUCACUUGUUCCAUUUUUUAAAUUAGCGUUACCACAUAUGCGUCAAAUUGUUAAAAAUACGUUUGGUCGUCCAAUAACUAUUGAAUUAUUAGAAAAACUUCAAUUACCAGCAAGUAACAGUAAUAAUAAUAAUAAUAAUACAACAAAUACAAUACAACUAACAAAUGCCAAUAUUGUAAAUCAAUCAUUAUUAAAUCAUCAACAACAACAUACAACACCUGUUAUACAACAACCAUUAUAUACAACAGUCCAACCUCAACAAAAAAUAAAUAUUCUUCAGCCAACUCAACAAACAUUACUCACUUCAACACCAUCAUUACUUAGUCAACAACAACAACAGCAACAACAAGCACGAACACAAAUUAGUAUAACUGGUAUUCGUCCAUUAGUUACAUCUUUGUCUGGAGCAACAAAUACCAGUCUUCUUAGUGGACACCAACAAGUUCAACCAGUAACACAAAUGAUAAUUCAACAAUCAGAUUCACUUUCACAACGAUCAUUUUUUUCAUCAACCGCAACACUUCAACAGCCACAAAUUAUACCAGUGAAUCAUCAACCAAUUAAAACAGAAACAAUACAUACUCAACCAUCACCAUUAACAACAAUAUCUUCUAUUCAACAAAAACCAAUUAUUAAAACUGAAGACGAUACAUUAGAUGAUAAUAAUAAUAAUUCUGGAAUAAAUGAUACUCGUCAUAUAACACAUGAUGAUAGAUUAAUAUCUGCACCUGUUUUACGUCGACGUUUACAUGAAUUAGCUGAAAAAGAUAAACGAAUGGCAGGUAUGAUAAUUAAUGAUGAUGCAGCUUUUGCACUUAUAUCCAAUGCUACACAAGAACGACUAAAAUAUUUAAUAGAACAAGUUAAAUUAAUAGCUCAACAUCGAAUUGAUAUAUCUAUGAAGAAUGAUCCAUCAUAUCAACAAACAAGUGAUGUUAAAGGUCAAAUAAAAUUUCUCGAAGAUUUAGAUAAAAUUGAAAAACAAAAAAAAGAUAAAUUAGAACAAGAAAAAAUCUUUCGAGCUGCAAAAAGUCGUGCUAAAACAAAUGAUCCUGAAGCAGUAAAAUUAAAACAAAAAGCUAAAGAAAUGCAACAAGCACAAUUUGAAGAACAACGUCAAAAAGAAGCUAAUGAAACAGCAUUAGCUGCUAUUGGAAAACCAAAAAAACGAAAACUUGAAGAAAGUACAAAUCAUCCACAUCAGACAAUAACGUCUUUAAAUGGGUCUGAACAAAAAUCUCCUAUUCAACCAUCACCAUCAUCAGGUGUCAAUAAUCCAACAAAUAUUUAUCAAAAAUCGAAAACAGCGAAACGCAUGUGCCGUGCAAAUCUUCGUGAUCUAUUAGUCAUAAUGGAACGAGAUAAAUAUCUUAAACGAACAACACUUCUUGUUAGAGCUCUUAAUAUAAUGGAAGAUGUUAUUAAAAACGAAAAAGUAAGUUCAAUUAUAAAAAACGAAACUGAUGGUUUAGAAACAGCAUGUUAUCGUAAAUGUCAUGGACAGUUUUGUUUAACACCGACCGUAAAUUAUUUUGAACAUGAAAUUUCAUUAGAUUUUUCACCAUUCAUUGAUGAUUUAACAAAUUAUUCAUCAGCAAAAUAUGAACGCAUUGAGUCUUUACUUAAAUCAGAUCAUUCAAUUAGUCGAAUAAAAAAUUUAAUUCUCAAUAAACAUAUUACAUCUACAGAUCUAUGUUUAUACUAUUUAAAACGUGUACACAUGACAAAUAAUUAUUAUAAAAUUAUUAUUGAACUUAAUCCACAUUUACUUUCUGAAGCUAAACAAUUAGAUGAACAAGUCAAUGAUAAUAAAAUCAAUAAUCAAUUACUAUUAUUUGGUUGUGUUGUUGCUGUUAAAGGUAAUAUUAGUGUACGUGAUAUGUACAACGAUGCUGGCUCUUAUGUACUUCAUGAAAAUAAAAUGAAAGAUGAUGCACCUGUUGUUAAGAAACUGCGAGAACAAGGUUGUAUUAUACUUGGUCGAACCAAUCUAUCUGAAUGGGCAUAUGGAUUCACGGAAAAUGCUCCAUCAGGUUUUUCAGCUGUAGGAGGUCAAUGUCUUCAUCCAGAUGAUAUACAUGAAGAUGUUAGUGGCUCAUCUAGUGGUUCAGCAGCUGGUAUUAAAUUAAAUCUUUUUACAUUUUCAUUAGGUACGGAAACUCAAGGAUCAUUAUUAUCACCAGCAAUCAAUGUAAAAAAUGUUUGUACACUUAAACCGUCACUUGGUACAUGGCCAACACAAGAUAUUAUUCCAAUUAAUUAUGACCAAGAUUCAUGUGGUCCUAUGACACGAUGCAUUAAAGAUGUUGAAUUAUUACAUAGAAUCGUUUCAGAAAUUAAAGAGAAUAAUGAUAAUUAUAGUCGAUCACUUAGAGUUGGUUAUCUUGGUCAAUUACAAGAUGGCAUUGCAUUACUUCAAACACUUUCUGGUCUAUUACCUCUGACAACACUAGUCAAUUUAAAUAGUGAUCUAUCUCUUGCUCAGCCAAUAGCAUCCGUAUUAAAUCCAACUAGUUCUUGUAAUACAACAUUUACUGAUGUUCUUUGUUAUGCUCUUGCACGUGAUAUUCCAUCAUAUUUAUCAAAGCAUUCAUCUUGUUAUUCUCAUCAAACUCUUUCAUCUAUUAUUGAAUGGAAUUCAUCUCAUUCACAAUAUAUUCCUUAUGGCCAAUCAUUAUUUAUACGAGCUUUAGAAUCACCAAUUACAGAGGAAGCAUAUGAUAAAUAUAAAAAAUCAGUUGAAGAAGCCUUUCAAUCAUUAAUUAAUUAUCUUAAAUCAACAUAUUCUCUUGAUUGUUUAGUAACAAUUGGUAAUGAUGAUAUAUUUUCUGGUACAACAAUAUGUGGUAUUCCACGUGCUAAUUUAACACUUGAUUAUUAUAAUCCUGAACAUAAACAAAUAAAUGUUGUUGCUAUUGGAUUUUCUCAUGGUGAUGAUCUUCUUCUUCUUCGUUUUCUUCAACGUUUAGAAAGAGCAAAUCUUCAAGCUGGACAAAUUGAUACACGAACAACGUUUCAAAAAUAUAUUCAACAUCCAAUUAUAUCUGCUUAUAACAAUAGUUGCUCAAUACUUUAA